AUGGAGGUUCGAUCCGGGAGCGCGCGCGCGUCCCCGAUCGAACGGGCGUUGGAGACGUGGGACGUCGCGGAGGCGAGGGCGAGCGAGGUGGAAAACACGAGCGAGGGCGCGACGUCGACGUCGAGACCGAAAACGAUUUCGCACAGGGCGAUGGGUUUCGCCCGUGGGUUGUACGACCGCGUGUACGAGGACGAACGAAGCUUGUUGUGCUUCGGCGAGGGGUCGCUCGCGCGGAGGGGAUGCGCGCGGUUGGUGGAACAUUCGCUUUUCCAAGCCUUCAUCCUCGCCGUGGUCGCUUUUAACGCCGUCGUGCUGGCGAUGGAACUACCCGAUCGCGCGUACGAGGCGAGAGGCGGAUCCACGCCGCUCACGGAGGGGGGUUCUUUCGCCGUGCACGUCGGCUUCGUGCUCGUCUUCGGGUUUGAGGCGUUGGCAAAGAUCAUCGCUCACGGAUUCGUCAUAGGGCCUGGGACGUAUCUCAGAGAUCGCAGUAAUAUUUUCGAUUUCAUCGUCGUCGCCGUGGGGGUGAUAGAUUUAAGCACGGCGGGGUCGAGUGGCGUGGGCACGUUGCGAAUACUUCGCGCACUUCAACCGUUCAGGGCGUUGAGCAAGUUCGAAUCGGGUCGAAUAGUGUUCGUGACGAUUGAGAAAUCCGUCCCAUUGCUGAUGGACGUCGUCAUUUUCAUGUCGUGGUUCGUCAUCAUGUGUACCGUGAUCGGGGUGCUCUCGUUUGCUGGGAACACGAGCUCUCGCGAGUACGUCGGUUCAGGCUUUGCAGCGAACGCGUCAACGACAGAAAUUUGCGCGAAUCUCGUCGCUGGGUAUUCCAACUCGGUUCAAGCCACCGGUGAAAACCCAUCGUAUCCGUCCGACCUCGACAUGUGCGCUCACAAGUCCGAGAACACGUUGCUGCGAAGCGUGAACGGUUCGCAAGUUUACUGUUGCCACUCAGGAACGUCGCCCGUCGACGGUUUCGUGAGCUUUGACGAUUUUGGCCGCGGUAUGUUCGUCGUACUUCAGACGAUGACGAUCGAUGGGUGGAACGAAAUCGCAUGGACGACCGCCCGGACUGUGGGUGUAGUUCCCGCGUUUGCGUUCUACGCGUCGGUCGUGUUAUUAGGAGGCUUCUUCGUAUUUCAAUUAUUUACCUCCGUGAUUUGUGCAACUCUGUCGGAUAUAAAAGACGAGAAGGCGGAGAAUGAUGCAGAAGUUAAGUGUACCGCGCUCGAACGCUCUGUCAAUGAAACGAUGGCGAGUGCGACUGGUGAGAGCGUUAAAGUUGCUGAUUGGGAGGCCGUCUCGGUGCUCAAGUCACCGACUGAUUACGAUUGGGAUGAAACGCGAGGAAUCUUUGGGAGAUUGAAGCUGCUGGCGAUCUCACUCGUCGCCGACGAGCGGUUCGAAAUGUUCAUAAACUUGUCAAUCUUUUGCAACGUCGUGGCGAUGAUGACACGCACCGCCGAAGCGAACGCGGAGCUCGAAGCGUUCCGAUCGAACGCGGAAUACGUCUUCUUUUCCAUUUUUUGCAGUGAGCUCAUGAUAAAACACGUCGCGCUCGGGAUGCGUACUUACUGGGCCAGAAGUUGGAAUCGACUGGACGGCGCCGUCGUGCUGUCCGGAUGCGUUGACAUGAUCAUGAGUGCACAAGGGGCGACCGGCGUGAACGUUUCUUUCCUGAGAAUUAUGCGCAUUCUCAGACUUUUUCGAGUCGCGCGUGUAUUCCGAAGAUCCGAGAGCUUCCGUAAGAUGAUACGCGCCAUCAUAAGUGGUACGCAGCGGAUGUGGGUGUUUCUGUUGGUUUGGGCGCUAUGCCUGUCGAUUUUUGCCAUCUUAGGGACCCAGCUUUUCUCGGCAAAGGGUAAUAUUGACGAAGAGAGGUUGAACUUUCGGGACUUUGCGAGUUCAAGUUUGACACUCUUCGUCGUCAGCACGGGGGAGAAUACGUUCGAAGUCGCAUGGUCAAUCAUGCAAGCCGCUGGACAUCCUGCGGGGAUAUACAUGAUUGUCUGGUGUCUUAUCACAACGUCAAUCCUCUCCGUGGUUCUCGGUAUUCUGAUUGAAAGCGUCACCGAAGAUGAUGAACCGAUUGAUAUGGAUGAGUUAAUGAUACAAUCAGGUGGUGACGUAAGACUACACAAGUUCACCUGUUCGUUGGCUGAAGAAUAUGGGUUCAAUACGCGGGAUAUCCCGUCGUGGUUCAUUUCUAAGGCGGCGAAAGAGUACAAGGAGAUGUUGUCCAAGAGUGAAAAGCAAGGUGACAGCGCUAGCGAGGAUGAACUAUCGGAUGCAUACGACUUGAAGGAAGAAGACGACGCUCACGGUUCGCACUUCGGCGGUUUAGGUCUCAAUCCUCUGCAGUGGAGAGAACAACGCCAGGCAAAGCUCCAUCGAAUGCGUCUCGUGCACGAAGUCGCCGUCGUAAGACACUGGUUGAUCUCUCUAGGAUACGAACAACACACCAAGCGUUCGCUCAAGGUUGCGCGGGGAAUGCGCCGUCAAGCAGUCGAGAAGGCUCGCGCGAGGCUUUCUCAAGGACACGAGCUCUAUCAAAUGAAGCGAGCUCAACUGAUGGAGCGCAGUAGUAUGAGAAUUGAUGACAGCGCCUCGCGAUUGCGCGACCGUUUGCAACAACUGAGUCUUCGGUGCAUCAUCAACAGGGGGGACGAUCUCUACGCGGGUGUGGAUCUCGCCAUGCUGCACGCCGAUGACAUUCCUUUACACGCUCUGUACGCGGCACCAAGCGUGAAGGUGACAGAUGAGCUCGCCGAGGCAGGUAGAGAGCUAGAAGCUUUCGUACUUGACGACAACUUCAAGAUAGCCCUGUCAUUUUACGACAUUGAUGCCGAGGAUGAAAGCGUGCACAUUCAGACAAGACUCAAAGUUCUGAGAUUAACGAAACAACCUUGGUUCGAUGGCGUGAUCCUGCUUUUGAUAAUCGUGUCGUCUGCUCUAUUGGCAACCGAGACGCACACGUUCCCGGAAGAAGGCUCACAAACCGCGCAUGUGUACGAAUCGCUAGAUAUCAUGUUCAACGCAUGCUUCACGGUGGAAAUGUGUCUGAAACUUUACGCACUCGGAGCUUGGAGCGCACACGGCGCGUACUUUCGAUCAUCCUUCAACUGCAUGGAUGCACUCGUCGUCGCAAGCUCUUGGUUGAUCAUUUUCCUUGGAACCGCCGUUCCGAUUCGCUCGCUGCGCACCGUGAGAAUAUUGCGUCCUCUUAGAUCGGUGAAUCGGAUCAAAGGACUUAAACUUGUCGUUGAAACCAUCAUGUCGUCCGUUCCAGCCGUUGGAUCGGUAUGCGUGAUAGGUCUUGCUUUGAUGACAAUACUAAGUGUGCUCGGCAUGGAACUCUUUCUGGGCAAGAUGCAUCGAUGCACUCUUACUUCUGCGCCAGUCGCAACGAAGGCUGAGUGUCUCGCUGCCGGCGGGGUGUGGAGGAAAGCCGAGUUCAAUUUUGAUAGUUUCCUCGAAGCUCUACUGAGCGUUUUCAUAGCGUCGACAGGUGACAAUUGGCAGGAUAUCAUGUUCGAAUCGAUGGACGUCGUCGGCGUGGACAUGGAACCAGUGAGGGAAAAUUCAAAGUGGGCCGCAGUCUACUUCGUUGUCGUCAUACUUUUCGCUUUCCUACUCUGGUCCAAUCUCUUCAUAUCUGCUCUGGUGGACAACUUCAAUCGCCUGUCGGCUCGAAGUAAGAAUGCGAAAAGCCCGCUCAUGACAGAUGAGCAGCGUGUUUGGCACCAGGCAAUGGCUCUGUCGAUCACGCACGUGGACAACGAGUGGAGGAGAAAGCCGCCGCAGACUGCGUGGAAACAAGUAAUUCAUAACAUCGUGUCGAGACACAGCUUUGACACCGUCUGUGUCAUCAUGAUUUUAUCGAACAUGGUUCUAAUGAUGAUGGUUCGGGAAGGCGCGUCAAAACCAGAGGAAGAUUUUCAACUGUGGAUGGGAAACGCGUUAUCGAUUUGGUAUAUCAUCGAAGCCGCGUUGCUAAUAAUCGCCAUGAAAUGGAGGAAUUAUUGGAAGAGCGGCUGGAACAAAAUGGAUUUCAUUGUCGCCGUAUCAGGAACAAUCGGUCUCGUCGUCCCGGCUGUUUAUAAAUCUGGGAUCGGUGGUAUGUUCCGUAUGUUGAGGUUUUUGAGACUUUUCAAAGUCGUGCAAGUGAGUAAAGGGCUGCGAACGCUGUCGGCGACUUUUAUUGGGGCAGUACCUGGCGUGAUAAACGUAGCCAUGUUGUCGAUGUUGUUCAUGUACAUCUACUCGUGCCUAGGAGUAUCUUUCUUCGGCGACAUGCGAGCCGACUACGAAGGCGCAGCGCUGUCCGAGUACUCAAAUUUCAAAACGUUCCCCAAAGCGAUGAUAUCGCUUUACGUGUGUUUCACGGGAAACUGGCAAGGCUAUCUGAGCGAUGUUUACGUAGACACGCUGUGUUACGGGAAUGAGCCGCUACCGAACGGAGUGAAGUGCGAGCCUAACUACAUCGCCAUCGUCUACUUUAUUUCAUUCGUCAUCAUAUGCGUUUUGUUUUUGGGCAAUCUAUUCGUGGCGAUCAUUUUAGAGCGAUUUAGCUUUUGCGCAUCGGCAGAGGGCGUGUACGGUGACAACGAGGGCUCGGUGAUCUAUAGGACGAUCGUCUUGCGUCGAGUGGCGCAAUCGAUCGUUAAGCGCGUGCGCGUCGUGAAGAGACUUAGUCCCGUUGAACGCAAGGAGAUGAUAAGUAGAAAUACUACGCUCAACUCGACGGCAGGGAGUGGGAGCCGGACGCCCGUACGGCCAACACAGACGGUAGUCUUGAGCAGAGACGUCAGUAUCGACGAUGACGUCAGUAUCGACGAUGCCGAGUUGGGAGCGUUUGAAGGAAGAUUAGAAGAUGAGGUUCGCUCCAGACUGACUGAUAUUGUCCAAGUUGGACGAUCAAAAUCGACGAAUCCGUCAACGCCACCAACCUUAGAAGUGGAUGAAGGAGAUUUAGUCGUCAACAUCGAUUUCGGCGACGUGAAGGCCGCGCUGCAAGAAGCGAUACCUUCGCACGACACAAAAACCAUACUAGCCGCGGCCAGCGCCAUUGAUCGUCUCGUGCGAAGCCGUUCUCGCUCAAGAUCCGACGUUUGCUCUCGAGGACACUCUCGUGCGUCUUCAUUCGGAUUCGACGACAGUUUGAAUAGGAGUGACGAAGAGACGGAUGGGACUGCGGUUGCUGUCUUCAAUCGUCAGGAUUCUGUCAACGAGCGUCUCAAAGCACAGCAAAUAGGGGCGUUGAGUACGACCACUCCGUCAACCACACGUCGAGAGGUCGCGAGAGUUCACACACGAGCGAAAAUCACCACAGCUGGCGCUCGAAUGGCCGUAGCGACCAGUGCCGGCUCAUCGCGCUACGCUUCGUCGAGCGAUGACGAGAGCGUCGACGGCGCUUACACACCUAUGAGCGCCGAGCCGCACGAUCGUACUUUCAGCUUUGAAAACGAAGAUUCCGAUUCAGACAUCGGAAGCUGUAACUCGCAGCUGUAG
Ostreococcus tauri is the source of this 5508-nucleotide messenger RNA. Its product is annotated as Voltage-dependent channel, four helix bundle domain. Gene Ontology annotation, cellular component: voltage-gated sodium channel complex; plasma membrane. The transcript has a single exon. Gene Ontology annotation, molecular function: voltage-gated sodium channel activity. The record is from RefSeq and is a predicted model, not a curated record. Lineage: Eukaryota; Viridiplantae; Chlorophyta; Mamiellophyceae; Mamiellales; Bathycoccaceae. Gene Ontology annotation, biological process: monoatomic ion transport; transmembrane transport. Bases 1 to 5508 code for a protein of 1835 amino acids.